AGCUCAGACAGCAUAUGGUGAACAUUAUGUCAGAGAAGGAAAUAUUAGCUCUUUACCAUCCAGUCCUCUCUUAGAUCUGAUAUUUAAUACAAAUAAAGAGUUGAAGCGAAUUAUGCCAGCUUUAACCAGAUUAAUAGCAGAGCCAGAGCCUCUGUUUUCUUUGGUGAAUGGGGGAAAAGAUAACGAAGGUCGACUGGAAGUUUACUAUCACGGCCAUUGGGCGACCAUGUGUGGAGCUAAUCUCAAUAACGAAGAAGCUUCGAUUAUUUGUAGAGGUUUAGCUUACUCUGGUGGAGUAGCUAGUCCACGAGGUAGCUACGGUCCGGGUACGGGUGCAUUUAGAUCUUUCAAUAAGACAUGUAUACGGUCUCAGAGGUGUCCUGUAAUAACCGAGAGUCGCGAUCUAGCCAGAUGUAAUCAUGCUGAAGAUCUAGGAAUAGUUUGUGAUCAUAUGGUACGAGUAGUAGAUAAUGAUGGUUAUAUAUCACGUAGUCGAGGUCGACUUCAACUCUACCAUCAGGGUAAAUGGAGACCAGUGUGUUCCCGAGGGUGGAAGGAAAGUGAAGUACGGACAGCGUGUCGUCAACUUGGAUAUAGUAAUGGACGAUUGUUUAAUGGUGGAGAAGUUAAGAGGGGUGCUGAGAAUCUCUUUGUUACCAAUAUUUUGUGUGAAAAGGAGAGUGACAUUCUUCAUACUUGUGACAAUAAAAACUGGAUGAUGUCAAAAUGUAGCGGCUAUCUUCCAGUCGCUCUUGUUUGUCAAUAAAUGUAAAUGUU
Messenger RNA from Lottia gigantea (owl limpet), 777 nucleotides. RefSeq lists its product as hypothetical. Bases 113 to 766 code for a protein of 217 amino acids. The transcript has 3 exons. The record is from RefSeq and is a predicted model, not a curated record. Gene Ontology annotation, cellular component: membrane. NCBI's taxonomy places the organism in Eukaryota, Metazoa, Mollusca, Gastropoda, Lottiidae.